Gadus morhua (Atlantic cod) is the source of this 1644-nucleotide messenger RNA. It is a transcript of the gene cdc42l, whose product is annotated as cell division cycle 42, like. The record is from RefSeq and is a predicted model, not a curated record. The coding region runs from base 113 to 688 and encodes 191 amino acids. The transcript is spliced from 6 exons. Lineage: Eukaryota; Metazoa; Chordata; Actinopteri; Gadiformes; Gadidae. Gene Ontology annotation, molecular function: GTPase activity; GTP binding. Gene Ontology annotation, biological process: small GTPase-mediated signal transduction.
CCUCCAGAGGUCCGCGCGCAGCCGCUCGAGCGUCCCGUUUGCGGUUGCGCAAAAAUGUUAUUCGUACUGUAAACCCGGAUGUAACCAACGCCUAACCUGCCCCGAAAAAAACAUGCAGACUAUAAAAUGUGUUGUGGUAGGUGACGGUGCUGUAGGAAAAACAUGUCUACUGAUUUCCUACACAACAAACAAGUUUCCUUCAGAAUAUGUACCCACGGUCUUUGACAACUAUGCAGUGACUGUUAUGAUCGGGGGUGAGCCCUAUACACUUGGGCUUUUUGACACAGCAGGUCAAGAGGAUUAUGACAGAUUGCGACCCCUCAGCUACCCCCAGACGGACGUGUUUCUCGUCUGUUUCUCCGUCGUGUCCCCUUCAUCCUUUGAGAACGUCCGCGAGAAGUGGGUCCCUGAGAUCUCCCAUCAUUGUCCCCGCACCCCGUUCCUCCUGGUGGGCACCCAGGUGGAUCUGCGGGACGACAGCAACACCGUGGAGAAGCUGGCCAAGAACAAGCAGCGCCCCCUGUCCCCCGAGAGCGGAGACAAGCUGGCCCGCGACCUCCGCGCCGUCAAAUACGUGGAGUGCUCUGCUCUCACACAGCGAGGACUGAAGAAUGUGUUUGACGAGGCCAUCCUGGCCGCCCUGGAGCCACCAGAGACCAAGCCCAAGAAGCGCUGCAUGCUGCUCUAGAAGAGCAGCCACACACUGGGGAUGGAGGGAGAACCCAGGUGAAUACGAAAAACGAGAGAUACGGAUCAACGGCUUGUGGGGAGGGAGGGGAGAAAGGGACAGAACAAGAGAGCAGGGAUGACCUAAGCUGCGAUCAAUGUACACAGAUUGUGCCUUCAUAUUAUGUAUUGAAAGAGGCCGCGCGGGAGGGAGCCUGUGUUGUCCUCACACGGUCACCGCCGAGGGAUCACCGCGCUCCAAUCCUCCGCUUGUCUUCCUGCUUCUAGUAAUAGCAGUGUUACUCCUAUCGAUACCUGGGUGGGGCUGGCCCCCCCGCCUGACUCCUUUGCCCCUCUUUUUUAGGAAAUAUUUGUAUACAGUUGCAGCCAGCCUAUUGCCUGCUGUUUGUGUCCUAUUUUCCCUGUGUUUUUCUGCCUACUAUUAAGCCGAUUUUUUUUUUUUUCUUUCUACUUACAAUUAAGUUACGGAUAAGUUGCUUAGUAUGCAGUGCUUAUUUAGAUCCAACGAGCAACUUACUGUGGACUAAUGCUGUAGCUUCUUUUUUUUCCUGCCACUUUUGAUUGAUUGUACUAAGAAAUGUACAAGAGAUGUAUCGUCACUCCAAACCAGGCUAGCUGUUUCUUUCAUCCUCCAAGGGAAUUUUGGGAAGACCAAGUGCAUUGUCGCCAAUCUGCCUUUUUGCUGGUGACUUGAUUCGAAAUCAAUUAUAUUUUUUAUUUUUCUGUAUGUUAUAUUAAUUCUAUGUCGUUUUAUUCUUUCUUUUUUAAGGAGUCAUUUUAUUUUAUUUGGAACUUCUGCUAGUGUAUCAAUAUUUUGUGAUUGAUAAUAUAACAAGAUAUACUGUUCUAUUUUGACCAGAUCCUCAUCUUUAUAGAACUUCAAAUAAUUUUCUUAGAAACCUUUUGGGUGUUUGCAAUCAAAGAAUGUUUGUAAUAAAAUGAUUUGACUGAAAGGUG